AGAGACACGACGAAUAUAGCGUUACCACAAAGUACUUAAAAGCCGCAUUUUAAGAACUUGCUAUUGGUCACCGAGUCUAGCUAGCUUUGUUAACAUUUAACUUGCGCGGUCACCCCUGCACCGGAAGUGAUAUUUGUAAUGAAGCGGAAUGCCGCUUGCCAUUGAAUUGUUUAACAUUACUCCGUAUGUGUGACACUGUUAGCUAACCAUUCCAAGUUAUUGAUAUCACCUCUACAGUCACCGUCUGCCCCGUUACAGACACGUGAUCAAUGACAGCUUUGGUCAGCCAUGGCUGCCAUGUCAUGGAAGGAGAUUUUACUUUUGACUGGACUGGUGGUGGGAUGUUACUGGAACAGUCUGUCGUGUGGCUUCGCGUUUGAUGAUGUCUCUGCGAUCCUUGAUAACAAGGACCUACGGCCCUCAACCUCUCUCCACAAUCUAUUCCGUAAUGACUUCUGGGGAACACCCAUGUCUGAGGAGCGGAGCCAUAAAUCUUACCGACCCUUUACCGUACUCACCUUCCGUCUGAACUACCUCUUCAGUGAGCUGAGUGCAGCUUCCUACCAUCUGCUCAAUGUUGUUUUGCACGCUGUUGUAUGUGUGCUUUUCCUGCGAGUGUGCCGAUUGUUCCUGGAUAAGACUUCCAGCUUGGUGGCAGCAUUGCUGUUUGCUGUGCACCCCAUCCACACUGAAGCUGUCACAGGUGUGGUUGGCAGAGCUGAACUUCUCUCUUCAAUCUUUCUCUUGGCUGCUUUCCUGGCCUACACGAAAUCAACAGCUUCAGACCACUCCAUUGUUUGGACUCCCAUUGCUCUGACAGUUGUCUUGGUGGCUGCAGCAACACUGUGUAAGGAGCAGGGAAUCACUGUCGUCGGCAUCUGCUGUGUCUAUGAAGUGUUUGUUGCACAAGGGUUCACCUUGCCCAUGCUGUUGGACACACUGCGGCAAGUAGUGCAGGGUAAAGACGGUUUCCCCUACGCUGUCUUGCAAACUCUGCUAAAGCUCAUUGUCCUCGUCAUCAGCACCCUGCUGCUCGUCAUCAUCAGGGUCCAAGUCAUCCAGUCUCAGCUUCCUGUCUUCACCAGAUUUGAUAACCCCGCAGCAGUCAGCCCCACUCCCACUCGACAGUUGACUUUCAACUACCUUCUUUCUGUGAAUGCAUGGCUUUUGCUGAAUCCCUCUGAGCUCUGCUGCGACUGGACUAUGGGCACCAUUCCUCUGGUGGAGUCACUCCUAGACCUCCGUAACCUGGCCACGCUGGUGUUCUACACUUUUCUGGGACUGCUAGUUUACCACAGCCUGCGCUACAGACACAGCUCUGCCAGGACUGUCAUCAUGGCCCUGUCUUUGAUCGUCCUGCCCUUUAUUCCUGCGUCCAACCUCUUCUUCCCUGUGGGUUUUGUUGUGGCAGAGAGGGUACUUUAUGUGCCCAGCAUGGGCUUCUGUGUCCUUGUUGCACAUGGAUUCAAGAUUGUCUCACAUAAAGGACACUUAAAGAAGAUUUCCUGGUUGAUAAUUGGGGUACUUUUAACUACACAUGCAGUGAAAACAUUCAACAGGAAUUGGGACUGGGAGUCAGAAUAUACUCUAUUCACCUCUGCUCUAAAGGUCAACAAGAACAAUGCCAAGUUGUGGAAUAAUGUUGGCCACGCUCUAGAGAACCAAAACAAUUAUGCAAAGGCACUGCAGUAUUUUCUCCAGGCCACUCGCGUCCAACCGGAUGACAUUGGUGCUCACAUGAAUGUUGGAAGAACCUACAAGAACUUGAACAAGUCCAAAGAGGCAGAAGAGGCCUACUUGGUUGCCAAAUCCCUCAUGCCACAGGUUAUUCCUGGUAAGAAGUAUGCGACACGUGUGGCCCCUAACCAUCUCAACGUUUAUAUAAACUUGGCGAAUCUGAUCCGAGCCAACGAAUCAAGACUGGAGGAGGCUGACCAGCUCUACCGACAAGCAAUCAGCAUGAGACCAGACUUCAAACAAGCCUACAUCAGCAGAGGGGAGCUGCUUCUGAAGAUGAACAAGCUCACAGAAGCCCGGGACGCCUACCUCCGAGCCUUGGAGCUUGACCCCUCCAACGCUGACCUGUGGUACAACCUGGCCAUCGUCAACAUUGAGAUGAAGGACCCAUCAGAAGCCCUGAAGAACUUCAACCACGCCCUGGAGCUAAACCCACGUCACAAGCUGGCGCUUUUCAACUCCGCACUUCUCAUGCAGGAGUCUGGUGAGCCAAAGUUCUGGCCUGAGGCCAACCGUCGUUUCCUGAUCUACGUGGAGGAGGAGCCUGAUGAUGCCAACGGCUACUUCAACCUCGGCAUGCUGGCCAUGGAUGCCAAUGAAAAUGCUGCAGCUGAGCGUUGGAUGCGUAAAGCCAUCAGUUUGCAAGCAGGCUUCCGCAGUGCCCUGUUCAACCUGGCAUUGCUUUACUCUCAGUCCAAACGUGAGGUGGAUGCACUGCCUGCGUUGGACGAGCUGCUGCGUCACCACCCAGAGCACAUCAAGGGCCUAAUCCUGAAGGGCGACAUCCUCAUGAAUCACAAGAAGGACACGAGUGGUGCUAAAGCCUGCUUUGAACGCAUUUUGCGCAUGGACCCCACCAAUGUGCAAGGCAAGCACAACUUAUGCGUGGUCUACUUUGAGGAGCGCGACCUGCCGCGUGCCGAGCGAUGCCUGGAGGAAACACUGGCCCUGGCGCCCAACGAGGAGUACGUGCGUCGUCACUUAAGUAUUGUGCGAAGUAAGAUGGCUGCCAUGAGCGCAGCAGGGCAACCACUUGCUUCAACAGGGGGAGCCACCAUAUCGGCUAAGGAGGAAAAGCAGAAGAGAGUUCAGGGGGGGGGCGAGGAGGUUGCUGAGGUUGAGGAGGAAGGGAGGAGUGCUGAUGCUGUUUUAAGGAGGGCUGCGAAUGAGAAGAAUGUGCGGAAAUCCUCUACAGAAAGAGGGGGUGCGGGCGUAGACCAAUCAGAGUCUUUGGACAGCAGCCAGUCCGACAAGCGGACUAAGGUUAAGUCCACUAAAGAGAUUAAAGAUAUAGAGAAAAAAAGGGCAGCUGCAUUGAAGAGACUAGAGGAGAUUGAGCGCAUAUUAAGUGGUGAUUGACAUUGUCGUAAUUUAUAGCGGGACUACUUUUAUAGAGCUCUUUAAUGCUCAAGGAUAAGACUGCAUCCCCCCUCCUUAGAAAUGUGUACUCUUAAUCAAUUGUCAUUUUAUUCCUCUGAUUUAUUUGUUUGUUUGCAGGCUGCUCAGCAUGACCCUGUUGAAUUAAACUAAUCGUGUAAAAAAGGGAAAUGCUCUGCACAUGAAACUGAUGUAACACUAAGCACAAAGCCAACUUGGGAUAAUCUAUUUAAAGCUCAUGGCGGAUGUAGAUGCCAAUGUGUGUGCUUCAUCUUCAUCACAUAUCAAAGAUCUGGCGUAGUUCUAUUAGUUUUGUUUUCUAUGUGUAGUCAUUGUUUAUCACUGGAUUUUGUUUUCCCACUAAGAAGUGACUCACUCCGGUGUGUUAUUGUUCUUAAAAACAAUGAUUGUAUCGUGGACAAUUAAGGGAAGUGACGUAAUUUCCAGAUUUCCACUUGACAGGAUGAUAUCUGCAGAGCUGGCACCUCAAAAUAACUCUCCACACUACAUCCACACCAGGCUGGUUCUGUUGCGUCCUAAACAUUUUAUUGAUCUGACCAGGCAUUUCCUGCCACUACUACAUUAUCAGCCUGUGCUCACAGCUGCCUUCACUUCAAUUUAAUUGUGAUCCCAUCCGAAGACUAUUAUCUCACUCUAUUUUUCACACAGCCCCAUCGUAUCUUCACGCCCCUCUCCCUCUCAUCGUUUAGACACAACGGCCACACAUGAAUCUUUUCCCUGCUUUUUUUUUAGUAAACUACCCCACACGCAUCGCUUUGACCAAGGCAACACCCAUUUUAUGACGGGCAACAAUGACGCACACGCAUCCUCAGCGCCGUGCUUCAUCAUGUGUUCUUCAUUUUCUAGUUCCUUCCCCUUCACAGUGGGAAUUUUUACAGCACAUUUGCAGAACGAUCUCCACAUUCAUGCUGCUCCCACAGCGAUGAUGAUGUUUGGCCUUAUUGGCACUAACAUCGGGACAUUCCACCUUUUCAUGUUUGUGUAGUAGCCUUUGUAUUCACUUUCACUCGUGAUUAUUCUGAAUCAAAAAUACUCAUCUCUCUCUGUAGUUCCUAUCAUUUAAGACCGAUGGGGGAGCGUACACAAAUUAAAACCCAGCGUCCUAUCAUUAAUCAAUCCUCUACUCUGAUUGAGACCACUUAAAGAAAUGAGGCCAAUAACUGAUU
Etheostoma spectabile (orangethroat darter) is the source of this 4301-nucleotide messenger RNA. RefSeq names its product transmembrane O-mannosyltransferase targeting cadherins 3 (gene tmtc3). Gene Ontology annotation, molecular function: protein binding; mannosyltransferase activity. NCBI's taxonomy places the organism in Eukaryota, Metazoa, Chordata, Actinopteri, Perciformes, Percidae. The transcript has 14 exons. Bases 289 to 3096 code for a protein of 935 amino acids. Gene Ontology annotation, biological process: protein O-linked glycosylation via mannose. The record is from RefSeq and is a predicted model, not a curated record. Gene Ontology annotation, cellular component: endoplasmic reticulum.